Aricia agestis (brown argus) is the source of this 2208-nucleotide messenger RNA. RefSeq names its product poly(ADP-ribose) glycohydrolase-like (gene Parg). The coding region runs from base 37 to 2175 and encodes 712 amino acids. Gene Ontology annotation, cellular component: nucleus; cytoplasm. The record is from RefSeq and is a predicted model, not a curated record. Gene Ontology annotation, molecular function: poly(ADP-ribose) glycohydrolase activity. The transcript has 12 exons. NCBI's taxonomy places the organism in Eukaryota, Metazoa, Arthropoda, Insecta, Lepidoptera, Lycaenidae. Gene Ontology annotation, biological process: carbohydrate metabolic process; regulation of DNA repair; nucleotide-sugar metabolic process.
CAAACAGUAGCAUACAAGUUUCUAUUAAUAAAAAGUAUGUCUACACAUAGUGAGUGGAAAGGAGUUCCCAUAUCGCAUAUACAAGGCUCGAAUUCGCCCUGGGGUGCUCCAGAGUUCCCGCUCAUUCAGCCUGCAUACAAUCACACAGUUCUGUAUCAUAUUCCCAGUAAUGGCGCUACCCUCGAUAGGCCUCCAAAGCCUCAGAUUGGUAGAGACAAAUGGGACGAUGAUCAUGUAAGACUCCCGUGUUCACCACACAGCUUGUAUCCUGUUGAAAAUAGUUCAGGCAGCAAAAAUAUAGUGAAUCGCUGGGAGAUGAUACAAAGGGCACUGAAUCGGCCCAUGAGGAACAGCAAAGAACUAGCUGAUGCCAUCCUGAGUUAUAACACACAAUAUAAGACCAGAUGGAAAUUUGCAGCUCUGCAUGGACUUUUCAAUGGGUAUCUAGAAGAAGAAGAAUCAAAAUAUUUUUUUGAUGUGACUUUACCUGAAAUUGCUAAGCUGGCUUUAGCAUUGCCAAAAUUGAUACAGUCACCUAUUCCUUUAUUAAAACAAGACAAGGAUAGAUCUAUUUCCAUGUCGCAGCAGCAGAUUUCAUGUUUAUUGGCUAAUGCCUUCUUCUGUACGUUUCCAAGAAGGAACACUAUGAAAAAGAAUUCGGAAUAUUCCACAUAUCCACACAUCAAUUUUAAUGUGCUUUUCAACUGUUCACCAGCGGAUCAUGUGAUGGAAAAACUAAAAUGUAUUUGCCACUACUUCAAGCGCGUGUGCACUAAAGUGCCGGUAGGCGUGAUGACGCUGCGGCGACGUGUCGCGCGUACCACGCCGCAAUGGGCGCAAGCGAGACAGCCUAUUUCGGCGUUGCCGUUACACAUAGACCCAAGAGGCACUAUAGAGGACGCCGAGGGGCUGAUACAAGUGGAUUUUGCUAAUAAAUAUCUUGGCGGUGGAGUACUGAAUUAUGGCUGUGUGCAAGAGGAAAUUAGAUUCAUGAUAUGUCCAGAACUCCUUAUAUCGCUUCUAGUUACAGAAGAGUUAAAACCCAAUGAAGCCCUCAUAAUGAUUGGCAGCGAGCGCUACAGCAACUACACGGGCUACUCGUCAACAUUCUCGUGGGCGGACGUGCACGCUGACGCCACGCCCCACGACUCGAGCGGGCGGCGCCGCACCGCCGUGCUAGCUGUCGACGCGCUGCCGUACCGCAGCCGCGCGCACGAGUGUACCCCGCACCACGUCACUAGAGAGCUGAACAAGGCGUGGACGGGCUUCUCAAUGUACGGGAACGAAACACCGGGCGAGGAGGCGUGUGACGUCACACUAGAGUACCCCGGCGUCGCGACCGGCAACUGGGGCUGCGGCGCGUUCGGAGGUUCCGCCGAGAUCAAGUGGCUUGUGCAGGCCAUAGCUGCUAUACGCGCGGGUAGAGCGCUCGCCUACUUCACAUUCGGAGACACAAAGCUGAGGGACGACAUUGCAAAAGUUUAUGCCCUACUUUCCUCAGAUCAUGUUACUGUCGGUGAGCUGUACGGAUACUUAUUAAAAUACUGCAAAACUGACGUCUGCAAGAUCAGUUUCAAUGCCUUUUUAGAGCAGACUUUAAAGGAGCAACCACCAGCAUCCUGUGCCGAAACAGUAGAAGUAAUGGACUAUACUAUGGAAGACGCGAAAGAAGAUUCGCUCGCAUUCCUCAAGCAUCUAGAAGAGUCCCCGGACAUGUUUACUGAUGAUGAUGAACCUACGACUGUCUCCGAAACCGAUGGCUGCAGUAAAGUUCCAGAAAAUAAAAUAGUAGAUAUCACUGACGACAGCGAUGAAAAUAAAACAAGUAGUCUGGAACGUAACAAAAUGGCGCCCAUAAACAAAAUAGCGCCAUCUACCAGCGACAAAUCGGACAACAACAUGGCGUCGUCAUCAGGCAGUACAACAUUCAUAAAGAUAUUAGAAAAAGAAACAAAAGACACCAAAACCUCAAAUACUUCGAAACUGUUCGAAGAAAUGGGAAAAUUAGACGAAGAGAGUGGUAAAUUGAAUUUAAAUAGUCCAAAGAAAUUGUUCUUCAAAAACAAGUCCGAAUCAGAAAAUGUUGAGGAUAAAGUACAUUUUGAAGUUACAUCUGAAGUGAAAAAGAAAAUGUCAAAGAAAAUAACAGAUUACUUUUCCAAAAAACCCACGUGACUGUAUUAAAUGUUGUAAAUUGAAUUCAAUAGA